CAAAAUUACAUGUAAAUCUUGAUGUUAAGCAAGAUUGUAUUAUAUAAAUUAUUUAUCUGCAAAGAUUUUUUUUCUUAUAAAGUUUAAUUUUCUAUAAUAACGAUUAAAUUUAUUGUCGUCUAUAUUUGGUUACAAACUCAAGUAUUAAUUCAAGAUGGCGGAUAUCAUGUGAUUGGACCGUCGGUAAAACAGUACAGCAUGUGAUAUUUUACAACAAAGGUACCGAUGCUAGCUCAGGAUCGGCAGGAAUGCAGCCCGAGCGAGAUGUUCAAACAAGAGGAAGAUACGGAACAUCUGCUGAUCGGAAAUCGUUUGCACGUGCCGACCGUGGAGAAUACGGAGAUAAUCAUCACCGAUGGUAUCGUGCAGUGCGAUCUCUGCGGGGACGGUUUCGUCUCCGAGCAUGCUCUGGCGCUCCAUUUAAAAGUUCACGAGCAGGACGAGGUGCAGGUGCAAGACGACCAGUUUGUAUGCGAGCACUGCGGUUGCAGUUUCGCGAAGAUGUCCACGUUCAAGGAGCAUCAAGCUGAGCACGAAGCUAACGAGAGUUACGUUUGCGAGACGUGCGACUAUGUUAUGGACGACAAAGAAAGUUUGAUAGCUCAUCAGAAGCAGCACAAUAUAGAGUACGAGUGCGAGAUUUGCGGAGCGAGUUUCGAUUCUUCGACGGGUUACGAGGAACACCAGGCAGCGCACUCGGACGAGAAACCGUUCCAAUGCGAGAUAUGCCACGCUCCGUUCCGCUAUCGUCAAGGUUUGAGAUUGCACGCGAAGCUGCACCAACCUGAUUACGUGCCGCCACAGAGGAAGCACCACUGCGAGCUGUGCAACAAACGUUUCUCGAGGAAACAGGUGUUGCUGGUGCACAUGAAGACCCACGGGAACGUGGGCCCCCAGAACGAAUACAUUUGCCCGGUCUGCGGCAAGGCUGUGUCGAGUAAGACUUACUUGACCGUGCAUUUACGAAAGCAUACAGGUGAGAAACCGCACGUUUGCGAUCUCUGCGGCAAAGGAUUUAUCUCUCAAAAUUAUCUGAGCGUGCACCGGCGCACGCACACGGGCGAAAGGCCCCACAAGUGCACCCACUGCGAGAAACGAUUCACCCAACGCACCACCCUGGUGGUGCACCUCAGGGGCCAUACAGGCGAUCGACCGUACCCUUGCACGUGUUGUCAUAAAUCUUUUGCCUCGAAAACGAUGCUGAACUCGCACUUAAAGACUCACGCUAAACAGAGUGCGCGACAGCAGCAGGAGCAACAGCAACAGCAACAGUUGAAACAGGAACAAGAGGUCCAGCAUCAAGAGCAGUCUCUUGAUACGAUAACUAUAUUGUUACCUAGUUAGGAUUAUUUCGUACGAUCGACGAAUAAUUAUUCUGAAAAACGAUUACAAGGCCUUGUGUAAAAGAGUUUAUCCACUUGUAAGGAGAAAGUUACUUAUGGUUACUAUGCUUAUACAGUAUGGCGGUGGGGUGGUAUUUGUAUUAUUUAUGAUCGAAAGAGGGAUAGAUAUUUUAAUCAGUCGUGAUUGUAAUAAUGAAUGGUUGUUUAUUUUUAUACAAUGAUGGAAUUGUAACAGAGGAACAAUUAAGAUGUUGAGAAAAAUAAUUCGUGUUAGUGUUUGAAGCAUUUAUUACGCACAUAUAUAGUUCACGAUGAAUCACUGUUCACAUUCUUGAUAUUCAUUGAAUGAAUUGAAACAUAAUUCUUGAAUAAUAACGAUGUUUCAAUGUUGUAACUUUUUAAUGAUGACGAGGAUGAGACGAUAAUGUGCUAUAUACGAGUUCCUCGCCAACGUGUUUAUGAAAUAAUGUACGUUUAAUGUCUCGGCUCAAUGCUGUUUUAUUGCAUCUUGGCCACGGAUAGGUGUCGAAAUUGCAAGGCAGAAGAAGAUGAAAGACAGUGAUCAUUUUUUUUUUCUUUAGAGAUCGUUUGUUAAGAUAGAUCUCGGUUGAGAAGAUGAUCAAUUUUCCAGGGAUAAUAAAAAAAACAUGGAUGGCCAGGAUGCAAAGCAUUCCUGUAGUAAUUUUCGACUAUUCUUUUUUAUAUUUGCAUUUAAUCUUUUUUAUACUAUCGAUCGAUUUUGCAUAAUUAUUAUGCAAAGUUUAAGACGAAUUCCAUUUUAUUAACACAUUCAAACGAAGUUAAUUGUAAGUUAACUUAACCCCCUUUUCCUUUUUUUGUAAUAAUUAACAUACAAAUAGAGAGAUACGAAAAUUGUAAAUCUGCAUAUAAUAGUUUCUUACCGAUGUUACGAUCUUCUUGUAAAAUUUCACGUUUUAUACUUCAUUCUCGCGCAAGCGUUGAGAGAAAUUUUUUAUGUAGAAUUUUAUAGAACAACCGUCCACGCUUCGAUAGGUUUUAUAUUUUUCCUGAAUACUCAAUAUUAUUUUAUACGCACAUACAUUGAUUUACCACUUCUUCGUAAAUAUUAUAUAUGUAUAAAGUUAUUACAUAGAAUUUUGCAAGAGGUGCUUUAAAUUAGUAAUUGAUAAAUAUACGGAUAGUGCCUUAGUUGUUAUGCGGUAUUUAUAAUUAAUCCGCGAAAAAAGGGAAAAAAAAAAAGAAAAAUAUAUA
Molecule: messenger RNA, 2576 nt
Organism: Apis mellifera (honey bee)
Lineage: Eukaryota; Metazoa; Arthropoda; Insecta; Hymenoptera; Apidae
Product: zinc finger protein 239
Exons: 2
Coding region: 226-1344 (372 amino acids)
Biological process (GO): regulation of transcription by RNA polymerase II
Molecular function (GO): DNA-binding transcription factor activity; RNA polymerase II cis-regulatory region sequence-specific DNA binding
Source: RefSeq, a predicted model, not a curated record